AUGGCAACCCAAAAAAUUGCAGCUGUGGUCGCAUCCUUUGCAAUUGGAUAUGUAUGUGAUACCUUAAUCUCUGACGGGAAGAUACUUGGAGGUACCACUCCAAAAACUGUCUCAAAUAAGGAAUGGUGGGAAGCAACUGACAAGCAGUUUCAGGCAUGGCCGCGGACAGCUGGACCUCCGGUUGUUAUGAAUCCUAUGAGUCGCCAAAAUUUUAUUGUUAAGUCAUCUGAAUCUUGA
Messenger RNA from Elaeis guineensis (African oil palm), 237 nucleotides. RefSeq lists its product as uncharacterized. The record is from RefSeq and is a predicted model, not a curated record. NCBI's taxonomy places the organism in Eukaryota, Viridiplantae, Streptophyta, Magnoliopsida, Arecales, Arecaceae.